AUGGGUGCGGCAGACCGUGCCAGUUGGUUAGGGCAGAUACAGAAAGACAGGGCUAGACGCCUUGAAUUGGAUGUAGCAGAGACCGAUCUACGCCGUAGAAGACCUCAUGUGGACCUGCAAGAUGACGAUAAUCUCGAAGAAAACCGUGAGCCUCCCCCUGAGGUCAAAUCACUCAUCGACAUAUUUCCGGGUGUCUCCGCCGCCCUUCUUAUCCGCGUCUUCGAGAGGAAGUUGAAGGCGACUGAACUUAUACGCUUCAAAGAGAAGUCAGUCACCGAGCUAGAUCAGGAGGAUAGAGUCUUCAAAAUGACCGAAUCGGGAGGCACAGUGGGCUUCAAGAAGGCAGCAGCGUCGCUUAAGGACUGGGGCCCUAACCCUCAGAUAUGGACGACUUGCUUUCUUGCCUAUCUGGCCGUUGUAGGGUACCUCUUCGGCGAGAAACAUCCUAAGGCAAUUCCCAACCUCCUCAUGUUUAUGAGGCAGAUCCUGGACUUCGCUCAGACUUAUCAGUGGUCGGAAGCAGUUCUCCCACUUGCCCUUAAUUUCCACCAAUACAUACUGGAUAAAGGAGAGCUAUCGACGGACAACUACCUGGUCACAGGCCCAUUUCGCGAGAAAUACCUCCGCCACAAUCUCACCCUACCUGCGAAGUCACCAACAAAUCCUCCAGCCCGGCCUCCCCUUGAGAACUGCACUAGUGACACCGGCAACGUUGUUCUUAACCCCUUGUCCCUAAGCCUCACACCGCAGGGGCAACCACCUAGACCAAACACUGCUAUUCAAUAUCCCGUGUUCAACCCAGAGCUCCCAAGAUUACAAUCCUCUCCGUCACCACUCAAUGCGAAAGGCUGGAGCAAUCUUCUGCGCUACUAUCCAGGCGAUCUGGGCUCCACUAUCGCUGGGAUUCUGACCUACGGUGCCCAGGUUGGCUAUAGGGGCAAGAAGCAGUUUCGCUAUUCCUCUAACCAUCACAUACACGAACCCGGCAUAAUCACGGCCCAACUAGCAGAAGACCUCAACCUCGGCCGUGUUAGACUAGCCUCUAGGCCCUCCUUUGUUUCACCGCUUGGGUUGGUUCCUAAGCACGAUGGGGGAUGGCGCCGCAUCCAUGACCUAUCUUGGCCGCCUGGACAGGGCCUUAACCAGGGCAUACCGGACUCCUGGUCAGCGAUCGAAUACAUGACAAUUGAUCAUAUCUACGAGCAGGUCAUACAAGCUGGCCGGGGUUGCACAAUCAUCAAGAGGGAUAUCAAGGACGCCUUCCGAAUAGUCCCCGUUGCCGAGGAUAACCAACAUCUCCUUGCCUUCCAGUGGAAUGACUCGACUUACGUCGAAUGCUGUCUCCCCUUUGGCCUCGCAACGGCCCCAUUUCUGUUCAAUCUCUUCGCCGAGGCAUUCCAUUGGAUACUCCAAUGCCACCUACCUGCAUUCCAUAUCAAUCAUUACCUAGACGACUUCAUCGUCAUUGCCCGGUCUCCCUCGGUGACCGAGCCUACGGGUCCCUUCGACGAGGUUUACAACAGGGUCACCGACUACCUACGUAUCCCCCGCAAUACCAAAAAGGACCAGCAAGGGACCUGCGUUACAGUCCUAGGUAUCCAGAUCGACUCUAUUGCAAUGGAAGCUCGUCUGCCACCAGAAAAGUUGUGCCGCGCCACAUUGGACGCCGCAACUUGUCUGACGGCAGUGAGUCUCUCACUCAAGCAAACAGAGCGCCUCGCAGGCUUAUUAGCCUUCUGUUCAAGAGUUGUCCGGCUAGGGAGAACAAGGCUACAGUCUCUAUACUCCUUCCAAGCCGCUUUCCCACAUGGGAGUAGCGCGCGCCGCCGUAUCCCCUACGAGGUACGUGACGAUUUGGAAUGGUGGAGGGACUCCUUGUCUCUCUUCAACGGCGUACUCCUGAUUGACCCUUGCCGCCGCACUAUCACGCAUCUCUACACAGAUGCUUCUAGUAUAGGCCAGGGGCUCUUCUUCUUCUCAUCCAAGUCUACAUUAGACUGCUGGCUGGCCCAUUGUCACCAGCUUCAUCAAAGCAAUGCUGCCACAUUGGCCCUUGCUCAAGACGCACACGCGCACAUCAAUACUCAAGAAGUAGACGCCAUCCUCCAAGGCUUCCUACUCUUCAGCCACCAUUGGCUCCAUCAUACUCUCGUUAUCCACACGGAUAGCUCCACAGCGCACAUGGGACUCAAGAAAGGCUUCCUUCAUGGUCCGCCUAACGCACCUCUAAAGAGCCUACUUAUCCUAGCGGCGGCGAGAGACAUCCACAUCGUGCCACACUGGCUCCCCUCCCGGGAAAAUACAUUAGCAGAUGCGCUCUCACGACCUCUCGGUAUUGAACCGCCCGCGUGGUUCUCUUCACGAGCUCCUCAGCUCAAUGCAGGCCACCUGAAACUGCUCUGGAACGGACUCAGCGCUAACACACGUUCCGUUUACCUCUCCGUUCAGCGUAAUUACGAAAAGCACUGCGCGCUACAGAAUCUAUCCGCGUGGCCAGUUUCAAGGCAUUCAUUGACCUCAUGGCUAAGCGCACGACUUCUUGGUAACGCUAGUCAAAAGGCCGUCAAGCCUGAUACCGCACUCGCCGACCUAGCCGCUCUCCGAGCCUACCAUAUCGACAACUUCCUUGACGAUAAACUCUUUGAUAAUAAGCAUUUCCGACGUCUUAUAGACGGCGCGAGAAGACUCAAUCCCAUGACAAAAGUACGGCUCAGAAAACCGAUUUCGCGUGACACUAUCACGAAACUAUCCGCAGGCCUCGCCACACUCCCGUUACGUCCCUUAGAGAUGACUGCGAACCUCCUAGACGACCUGAACUUCGCAACCGCGUGUCGGGUAGCAUUUGCUGGGUUUCUCCGCCUCGGAGAAUUUACCUAUAAGACUGAAGACCUCCGCACACGUUCUAUCUUCUCCGCCACAAAGUUAACGCGCUCAGACGUCAGACUCUCGCCCUCGUUAGACCACGCGCAACUCACACUCAAGCGCAGUAAGACGGACCGCCGUCACGAAGGGGUGCAAAUUAUUCUUGCAAAGACGGGAGACGGCGCAUGCCCAGUUGACGCCCUUCGGAAACUGCUACUUCUCGACCCCAAAGGGCCCGACGCCCCAUUGUUCUCCUUCGGCAGAAGACCAUUUAGCCGCAACAACUUCCUCUCGACCUUAUCUACUAAGCUAAGAGCACUUGGGAUACCGACACACGGAUAUUCAGGUCACAGCUUUCGGAAGGGUGCGGCUCAGCAUGCGCACGAUAGUGGGAUACUCGACGACCAGAUUCAGAUGCUAGGGAGAUGGACCUCGGAGGCAUUCAGGGUCUAUUUUACGACGAAUGCGUCAGUCCUUUACAAGCUCAACCACCAGUUCCAGACAGGCUCCCCGGCCCCGCUAACUCAAGUCUUCCUAGACCUGACCUAA
Penicillium odoratum is the source of this 3411-nucleotide messenger RNA. RefSeq lists its product as uncharacterized. Lineage: Eukaryota; Fungi; Ascomycota; Eurotiomycetes; Eurotiales; Aspergillaceae. Gene Ontology annotation, biological process: DNA integration; DNA recombination. Gene Ontology annotation, molecular function: DNA binding. Bases 1 to 3411 code for a protein of 1136 amino acids. The record is from RefSeq and is a predicted model, not a curated record. The transcript has 4 exons.